AUGUCUGAAGACGAGGAAGUGUACUCUGAGGAAGAGGAGGAGCUUGAAGAGGAAGAGGAAGUAGAAGAAGGUGCUGAUGAGGAACCAGCACAAGAAGAAGAGCAGCCAGCUGAGGAAGAGAAACCUAGAAGCAGACCACCACCACAAGAGGAGAAGAAGGCUCCUGCUGAGAUGACGGAAGCCGAAGCGGCCAUGCUUGCUGCGAAGAAACGUCAUGAGGAAGAGGAAGCACUAAAAAUGCUCGAUUACGAACAACGCCGUGUGGUUGAGAAGGAGAAGAUGGAACAAGAACUUCGUGAACUCAAAGAAAAGCAGGAGAAGAGACGUGCUGAACGUGAGGAGGACGAGAGGCAAUUUGCUGAACGUCGUCGACAGGAUGAGGAACGUAGAAGAAAGGAGGAGGAUGAACGCAAAGCAAAAGCUGAAGCGGAGAAGAACCGUAAAAAUGAGGAACGACUUCGUCGUCAGCAAAUGAUGGCCGGAUCGUUUGCUGCUGCAAGCGCUCAACAAGGUGGUGGCAGAAACUUCACCGUCACAAAAAGUGAUCAAGCCGCUCAAUUCGGUAACCUUGGUCAGAGCAAGAACAAGGAUGUCCUCAACAAAGAACAACAAGAAGAAGCAAAGAACGCUUUCCUGGCUGCUGUUUGUCGCUCCGUAGAUGUUUCCGGACUUCUUCCAAAUGAUCUGAAAGAGAGGAUCAAAGUUCUUCACUCACGUAUCGCCAAGUUGGAAGCCGAGAAAUACGACUUGGAGAAACGUCAUGAGAGACAGGAGUAUGAUGUCAAAGAACUGAACGAACGUCAACGACAAGUUGCUCGUAAUAAGGCGCUACAGAAAGGACUUGAUCCAGAGGAAGCCGCCUCGUCUCGUCAUCCUCCAAAGGUCACAACCGCAUCGAAAUUCGAUCGUCAAACCGAUAGAAGAUCGUACGGUGAUCGUCGAUGGAUGUUCGAGAAGCCGGUGGUCCCUAAGCCUCCGACUAUUGCUCACGGAACCGCUCGUCCGCCUAGUGAUUGGGGUCGUAAGGAGAACGAAGAACUUGAACAACUUCGUAAAAACAUGGAACCACCGAAGUACGUGGAGCAAGUCCGUGCUGAAGGUGAAGCUGCUAGGCCUCCAAUUGAACCAAUUCCUCUACAGUUGCCAGAAAAAGAUUUUGAGGAUGAGCCAGCUGAGCUGAACGGAUCGAUUGAUGCUGGAGAAGAAAUCGAAGUCGCCUAA
Molecule: messenger RNA, 1221 nt
Organism: Necator americanus (New World hookworm)
Lineage: Eukaryota; Metazoa; Nematoda; Chromadorea; Rhabditida; Ancylostomatidae
Exons: 11
Coding region: 1-1221 (406 amino acids)
Biological process (GO): muscle contraction; sarcomere organization; regulation of muscle contraction
Cellular component (GO): troponin complex
Molecular function (GO): tropomyosin binding
Source: RefSeq, a predicted model, not a curated record